AUGACUACAAAUGAAUUCGGCCGGCAUAAGUUUAUACGACCGGAAACGUUUAAGUUAAGUGCAUCGUAUUUUAAAGCGAUAGAUAACUGUUUAAACUUACAUUACACCAGUCAUACGUCUCCCCCAUCGGUGGAUCAAAUCUUGAACUCAUCUUCAAAUCUCUUAAGUAGAAAAGUCACAUUUCAAAGUCUAUUAAACAUACUAGCAUUAUAUCCUGCUAGUUAUAUAAUUCUGGAGAAUCAUAAGGUGAAUGAUAAAUCUUCAUUUUCUAUAACUUUACCUUUUGAAAUAAAUCAUUUCAAUAGAUCGAUCACUCGAAGGAACCAGGAAUAUGUUGAAUCGGUAAAUUCGUGGAUAGCAAAUAAUCCUGAAGCUCAAGUGUUACCAAUCUGUAAUGAUUUCUUAAAUUGUAGUAAAGCCCUUAUUGAAAACAAUAAUAGUAGUGACAGUAGCAGUAAAAGCGGCUCACCUUCGAAGAUUAGCAAACCUUCUAAAUCGUCCUUGGUUGAUAAACAUAACUUGAAAAAUACUACUGAGAAGUUCAAAUUCAAACCAAAGGACGAAGCAAUUGAGCUAAGCAAAUCCGGACUUACUUUAUUGGAAAGAAUCAAAUUAAAAGAAAAAAAGAACAAAGAAUUGGCUAAGGUAGACAACUCUGACAUAAGAUACUCGAAUUAUCUCGAUGGUAAGUUGCACCCCGUGUAUGAUAUUCUAUAUCAGACCUAUUGGUCUGGAAGUAGAGGAAGAAGAACUAAAACCAAGGACGUUGAUGAUCAGGAAACUGAAAAGAAAGUCGGAGUUGCUUCACUUCCACUAGUUAAAUUUGUAGAUAUAAUUCGUGACAGCUUGAGCUAUCCUAUCAGCGAAGGAGAAGUUGAAGACAUUGUUGUGAGAUUGGAAGAAACACUUGGAGCGAGCAAAGUACAUAUAAUUACGAGGGGGGGCAUAACAGUUGUUAAAGUUAACAAUUUAGACAGAUGUUGUGAUUUACAGAAGAUCGAUAAAACCACAUAG
Dujonia railenensis is the source of this 1014-nucleotide messenger RNA. Lineage: Eukaryota; Fungi; Ascomycota; Pichiomycetes; Serinales; Debaryomycetaceae. The record is from the annotation of a GenBank genome assembly.